CGCCGGAGCUCCACCACCGCCUGUAACUAGACUGUGUUACUGUGUUGUUGUUGUUGUUGUUGUUGUUGUUGUUGUUGUUGUUGUUGUCGUCGUCAGCCGGUAAACAUGGCUCAGGUCAACGCCUGCAUCAAGCGGCUCCUCACCAUCUUCAACAUCUUCUUCGCGAUUGUUGGCGGCGUCAUCAUCGCGCUGGCUCUGCUGUCUCAGGUCCUCACCAACGUCAAUGGAGGAGAUCUGGAGGGUCGGACCACCGGCCUCAUCCUCCUCUACGUGGUCGGCGCCGUCACCUUGGUGAUCGCCAUCCUGGGAGCCUACGGCGCCCACAAGGAGAGCAAAGUCUGCCUGAUUGUGUUCCUGGUGUGUAUGGUUGUGGGCAGUCUGCUGAUGCUCCGUGCUGGGAUCACCACUGCUAUCGCCCGGCCCCGGGUGGAGCCUCUGCUGGAGGAGAAGUUCCGUGAGCUUCUUCCUCUGGACAAAGCUUCAGCUGACGUCAGGGACAUGACGGAGUCGCUGCAGAGACAGCUGCAGUGCUGUGGUCUGUUCAGCUACCAGGACUGGGAGGACCAGAUCCCCGACUCCUGUCUGUGUGACGAAGAGGAGGAGGAGGAAGGACUCUGCACCUCCAUCGGAUACAGGGUCAUUAUCUUUCCUUCAGGGUCUGUCUACAGCAAGCCGUGUUUCUCCAUCCUGAUGCGUUACGUCCUGAUGAUCUUUGACGUGAUGAUCGGAGUCGUCUUCACGCUGGCGGCUCUCGCGCUGAUUGGUCUAGCUCUCUCCUCGGUUGCCGUCCACCAGCUGCGUUACCGUGACAACAGACCGUCUGUGCUGCUGUCCGUCCCCGCCGUCUUCACCAUGCCGCCGCCAAAAUACCAGGAGCUGCACAACCCGCCCGCCUACUAGGAGCCCCGCCUCCUCACCAAGCCCCGCCUCCUCCUCCUCCUCAAGCCCCGCCUCCUCCUGCUCCUCCUCCUCCUGCUGCUCCUCCUCCUCCAGGAGGAGCUCUCCUCCACUGGGUUCCUGUUGUUGUUGUUUUUCUAACAGAUUUUCUUUCAGUGAUCUUUUCGUCCGUCAGCUGAGAGAACGAAGUCACAAUCUGCUGAUCAAUAACCAGAGAGGAAACUCUUUGAUUUUACUGCUUUUCUGAUCAUCACAAGAUUAUUAUAAUAAUAAUAAUAAGCAAAAAAAAGAUCUUUUUUUGCUUCUGAUUUAUUUUAAACAUAUUUGAAGUGUUUAAUCUUUGAAUCCUUAAAGACUUUUUUAUUCUAAGGAUUUUUGUCUUAAAUCAUCUGGAUGAACUCAAGAUGUAAAAACUCAUUCAAAUCAUCUCCAGAAUAAUAAAACAUGGAAACUAUCUCUAAAUUCUGACUUUUUUCUAAGAACUUUGACUCCAUAAAUGCAUAAAUAUUAAAAUGAAAACAAUUCAAGAGUUUAAUCUGUAAUUAUGACUUUCUUUCCUCUAAAACUCCUGUGAAUUAAUUUUAGUGAAGAACAUUAUAAUGCAUCUCUCAGUUAUUAGAAAUGAGUUCUAACUAAGAAAACAAAGAACAUUUUGAGGAGUUUAAUCUCUAAAUUGUGACUUUUUUAAAAGGUUUUAAAUAAAAGCCGUCGAGAUCAUGUUGAAAGUCAGAAUUUGUAGAAGUAAAUCUAUUUUAAAAUUUCUAAAAAUCCUCAAGUUUAGCUCAAGUUUGCUUCAAUUCUUUUGUGAAAAAAGAUUUGAUCAAGUAAAACAUGUUAUUAGAGAAAAAAAAACACUUUUAAGAGUUAAAAUCUCUAAAUUGAGACUUUUUUAAAGGAUUUUGGCUCCAUAAAUGAUAAUAAAUAAAUCCUCCAGAUCAGUUAAAAAGUGUGAAAACAAACUUCUCUCCACUAUUAAAAAUACAUUUUGGGGAGUUUAUUAUAAUAAUAAUAAUAAUUAAGGAUCAAAUGAAGCAGAUGAAUGUUUCCAUGUUGAAAGUCAGAAUUUGUAGAAUUAAAUCUAAGUUUAGCUCACGUUUGCAUCAAUUCUUUUGUGAAAAAAGAUUUGAUCAAAAGAGUUUAAAGAGUUAAAUCUCUAAUUUCAGACUUUUCUUAGCAGAAAUAUUUUUUGGUGAGAUUAAUUUCUCGUUUCUGUGCAAAAAUUAAAAAAAAUCAUCUCAAAUUUCAUGCAGUUUGGAAGCUCAACAAGAUGAUUUAGAGGCAAAACUUCAUAGAAAAAAAAAAUCUGAAUUUAAAGGAUUUUGUUUUCUUUUUUUGAGAAUUGGACUUAAAUCAGACAAAAAUGCUUUUUUUGUGAUUAUAGAAAAACAGAAAAAUGUUUACAAUCUUCCUCUCUGGUUGAUUUUUUCAUUUAAAACAAACUUUUUUAGUUUUUUGGCUCCUUUGCACUAAUAAUAAUAAUAAUAAUCAGCUCACAAGAUGCAAAAAAAACCACCAUAAAACCUUCUGAUGCAGAAAAUAAAAACCUUUAAGUGCCACAAAGCGUUUCGGCUGAUUUUAACUUUAAUUUGUUAAUUUAUUUUCUCCCUGAACGACUGAUCGCUCCUCACUUCUUUAUUUUUUUACAUAUUAAAUAUUAUAUAUAAAUGUC
Messenger RNA from Centropristis striata (black sea bass), 2566 nucleotides. Its product is annotated as tetraspanin-8-like. Bases 106 to 900 code for a protein of 264 amino acids. Lineage: Eukaryota; Metazoa; Chordata; Actinopteri; Perciformes; Serranidae. The transcript has 10 exons. Gene Ontology annotation, cellular component: membrane. The record is from RefSeq and is a predicted model, not a curated record.